GCCACACCGACACAGACCCCCUCUCUGCACGCCAGCCCGCCCGCACCCACCAUGGCCACAGUUGAGCAGCUGGAAGGAAGAUGGCGCCUGGUGGACAGCAAAGGCUUUGAUGAAUACAUGAAGGAGCUAGGAGUGGGAAUAGCUUUGCGAAAAAUGGGCGCAAUGGCCAAGCCAGAUUGUAUCAUCACUUGUGAUGACAAAAACCUCACCAUAAAAACUGAGAGCACUUUGAAAACAACACAGUUUUCUUGUACCCUGGGAGAGAAGUUUGAAGAAACCACAGCUGAUGGCAGAAAAACUCAGACUGUCUGCAACUUUACAGAUGGUGCAUUGGUUCAGCAUCAGGAGUGGGAUGGGAAGGAAAGCACAAUAACAAGAAAAUUGAAAGAUGGGAAAUUAGUGGUGGAGUGUGUCAUGAACAAUGUCGCCUGUACUCGGGUCUAUGAAAAAGUAGAAUAAAAAUUCCAUCAUCACUUUGGACAGGAGUUAACUAAGAGAAUGACCAAGCUCAGUUCAAUGAGCAAAUCUCCAUACUGUUUCUUUCUUUUUUUUUUUUUUCAUUACUGUGUUCAAUUAUCUUUAUCACAAACAUUUUACAUGCAGCUAUUUCAAAGUGUGUUGGAUUAAUUAGGAUCAUCCCUUUGGUUAAUAAAUAAAUG
Messenger RNA from Pongo pygmaeus (Bornean orangutan), 659 nucleotides. Its product is annotated as fatty acid-binding protein 5-like. The record is from RefSeq and is a predicted model, not a curated record. Gene Ontology annotation, molecular function: lipid binding. The transcript has a single exon. NCBI's taxonomy places the organism in Eukaryota, Metazoa, Chordata, Mammalia, Primates, Hominidae. Bases 52 to 459 code for a protein of 135 amino acids.